GUUAUUUCUUGGCUGGUACUUUUCCUUUAUAAGAUGCUAGUGACACUUUUUAUAGUUUUUGUUUGCUUAGUGGGUGGAAUUUUAGCUACAAACUUCGAUAAUAGUGAUUUUUAUGCCGUAAAACAUCGCCAAAAAAGAUACGUUGGGUUUCCUGAGGGAUCAACUUUUAUUGCUACGCUAUGCUUAACUUUAAAUAUUUUAGAGAGAACAGAGAAUAUAUUUUUAGAAGGAAUCAAUUGGGGUAUUUCCUAUGACUUGCCUAAUGCCACUACUAUUCAAGAAGUAUUUAAACAAAAUAAAUUUGCGCAUAAACGAAGGCAAAGACGGGACUUGUAUAAUAGAAUGGAGACUGUUUUAGAAAAGAUGGGAUUUGGUGGUAAGGCUUGCAUCUAUAAAGCACUUUGUGAAGCUAAUAGAAAAAUGGAUAAAAAACGAAUAACUCUUGCCCAAGAAAUUCUGAGACAAUUUUUCACGUACCCAUUGAAACAACUUUCAUACUUAGAACCAGAUGAGCAUAGAAAAUACCAUUGGGCUUCCAGAUAUAGUAAUGAAAAUCAACAUUUGGACUGUUGGCAAUUAUUUCCAGACUGUACCAUUUCUAUUGUUGAUAUGGCCAUGGGAACUUAUUCAGGCUUAUGAGAGAAAUUUGAU
This is a messenger RNA of Anthonomus grandis grandis, 651 nucleotides long. RefSeq lists its product as uncharacterized. The transcript has 4 exons. The record is from RefSeq and is a predicted model, not a curated record. NCBI's taxonomy places the organism in Eukaryota, Metazoa, Arthropoda, Insecta, Coleoptera, Curculionidae. The coding region runs from base 34 to 639 and encodes 201 amino acids.